Cyclocybe aegerita is the source of this 2085-nucleotide messenger RNA. The record is from the annotation of a GenBank genome assembly. NCBI's taxonomy places the organism in Eukaryota, Fungi, Basidiomycota, Agaricomycetes, Agaricales, Hemipholiotaceae.
AUGUUCCCAAGAGGGCCCCGCUUCGAGCACCUCAAAGCCUCAGAUGUACCCCCUCCUGGCGCCUACAACAUCCCACAAGAAUCCAUGCUCGACAACUACAAACACGGAGCCUUCCUAGAAAGGGCAGAUCGUUUCAGCAAGGAUAAGCAGCCAACGGCUCCAGCCCAGAAAAUCAAGGCAUCCCCCACCCAAUCACUUGCCGAGAAAUACGCCGCUCUACAGAAGAAGGUGGCGGAUCUCGAGAAGGUUCAUCUCGAUGGCAAGAGAGCACACAACGCCGAACUCGAGAGGCUCAAGCAGGAGCUCGCCCUGUCUCAGAAACAACUCUCCGACCAGACCGACAAGUUCGGCAAGCAGAAGAAGCAAACAGCUACACUUGAAGCUCUCGUCCAGGACCUCAAGAAGAAUGCCACAAUCGACCAAAGCGAGCUCAAGGAUCUGCGCCACAAACUCCGACUCCUCGAACUAGACCGCGAGAAGCUCUCUUCCAAGCAACCAGAAAUCGCCCAACUCCGCAAGUUCCUCCAAGCUCUUGAGAUCAAACGCAAGGAUGACCUCAAGGAGCGCGAUCAUCGAAUAGCAGACCUCGAGAGGCAGCUCCAAGCAGAGAAGAAGAAACGCGACCUCCUCGAGCACAAGACCCAGGAUAGUAAACGCCUCUUUGACGAAGAAAGGCAGGCAUUGCGUGCAGCCAUGCACGAUGUGGAGGUCCAUUUGACCAAGACCAAAGCAGAGGCUUCUGAGGCGCAGGACAGACUCCGUCAUGUCCAGGACGAGAAGACCGCAGACGAGGGCGAACUCCUCGAGCAACUCGAGCAACAUCGGCGUUUGCUGGACACAGUUGCGCGACAAUACGCCACCGUUGUCUCGCAGAGCAUGUCCUUGGCAGCCUACAAGCGUCUGCAACACGACUAUGCCGCAUUGCAAAUCCGACAGUUCCGACUCGAACGAAAACUUACCAACUCGGAGGGCCAGGUCGUUGAGCUCACGCAUCUCUUCCGCCAAGUGAAAGAGGACAACACUCACCUUAGCCAUCUCCUGCGCGACGCUUUGGAAGAAAUAGCCUUCCUAGCCAACCUUUCUGAAAGUCGGCCAGCCGAAGAACAAUCCGCAACUGUGGACAACGUCGCGCAGGAUGUUCGCGACAGAGCAGUGGAACUGGCUCGUGUCGACGCAGCUACAGAGUCUCUAACAUCCCGCUAUUAUCAGCUCAAGAGUAAUGAACUCCAUUUCGCCUCAACCGUCCUCGUAAAAGAACACGCAGAUGCUGUAACACUUGCCGAACAGCGUGCAUCUGACUUAUCCAGCGCACUCGCAUCCCACGAGAUGAUUGCUGCUCGCCUGGAGACCGUACAAAAGGACAGGGCCGACAGCGAGGAGCGACUGAAGCAAGCCACCGAAGAGGCAGAGCACCUGAAAACCUCUGCUGCCAUUCUUGAAUCCAAACUAGCCCGUUUGCAAGAAGAAUUCGACGGUAUUGCCUCUGUUCAUGCGACUGCAUUGAAGAAGGAAAAGGAUACCAUCCAGCGGCUGACUUCGACCAUUCAAAAGAACAGAUCGGCAGAAGAGGCUCUACGCGCUGAGAUUGAGCAAUUGACGGCAGAGAUUACAGAAGCAGAGCGCUUUCAAGAAGCCUACUACAGCUUGUCCGACCAAGUAGGCACACUCAUCACGCGCAAGCAGAUCGCAGAGGAAGAGGCCGAUCGCAUUAGUAAAUUUAAUGCGGAGAUCCUGGGGCACAACAAUCCGGCUCAACGAAUCAUGUACGUCGACCGUAUCCGAAGGGAGUUGGCAGAGGCAAAACACAAAAUUGCCCAGCUGACCCGCGAGCAAGAGAACGUCGUCGUCGAGAACAAUGAGCUGCAGAACGAACUCGACAUGUACAAGUCCGUGCGAUACCUAGGAGACAGCAAGCCCCGGACGAAUAUCACGAGAGUCGCCCGCCUGCCGCUCGUCAAUGUCACCCAAAGCCUCAAUGGCAGCAUCCACAACUCGAAACUCAACUCUGGGAGCUACGCCAAACCUGCCUUCGAACCUCUGACUGAAGUCGCAGAUUCAGACAUGACGAUAGACGAAAUAAUGUGA